This is a messenger RNA of Pyrenophora tritici-repentis Pt-1C-BFP, 2568 nucleotides long. NCBI's taxonomy places the organism in Eukaryota, Fungi, Ascomycota, Dothideomycetes, Pleosporales, Pleosporaceae. The record is from RefSeq and is a predicted model, not a curated record.
AUGAGCGAAGCUACACAACUGCUCGUGGUCCGACAAUCAGGUCGUCGGCAAGAUGCAGCUCACAGGAUACAGAUCAUUGCGGCCGUCUCGGCCAUAGUUUCUGCAUUCCGCAAUGGGUCGGACUUGUUCACAGUCGUUAAGAAGAAACGUCGUGCUGCGCGCAAAUACAAGGAUCCUCAGCAAGAGUGGGAAGAAAGUCAGAUCUCAUCUGCUCUUUCAGCAGGUGAAAAACAAAUUCACCUACGAUUUGAGCGCGACCAGAGAGAGCUUGGCGAUUUUGUCCGCAUUGGCGAUGAUGUUGCCCGAGAUCGUCUUUUUCAUAUAGCAGCACUGCUUCAGACUGAAAUCAUCGACACUUUGAGCCUAGCAUCCGGAAACAAGUUUGGCGUAGUCAACCUGCGCCUAUUACACGAAGCCUCAAUCACAAAUCGAAAGGACGCCAUUCGAGCAUUAGAUGAUCUCAAGCAGAGGAUAUAUACGAGAAUGUUCAUGGCGCGACAAUUGGAGAAAGCCGCAGAGGAAACACGCGUACAGCAAUCACGUGCCCCGGCGCAAAUUAUGCCACGAUAUAGCUACGACUCGAUCCGCCCUCGUACAAAUGGCUACACCCCCUCCAUUGCCACUUCGGCAGCGAUCAUGGACCCUAGGAUCCCGAGAAAAGAGUCACCGGAGUAUCCACAGACGAGUGACAGGACAAAACUGCCUGUUGAUAUCCGGUCGGUCUAUACACAGCCAGUUGUUGACUCAAACUCCGAUGCAGCUCCGGCUGAUUCCCGAACCAACUAUCGCACAUCUAUGAUAAGAGAGAUUCAGCACGUGAUCAGCUCAUACAAAGAGUUCAACUUCGACAACGGGACGAAUUCACAUAGCAGCCAUCCACAGGACAAUGAGCACCCUGCGCGACGAGAUACCCUCGUUACGGCCAACGACCGAGCUCUGUUCGACGAAUAUAGGAGAGGGUCGGGUCGGAAGUUUCAUCAGAGUUCCAACCAUGAAGCAAUAGGACUUGGUAUCGCAAGCGGUACCAGUGUGCUUCCUGUCAGCGAAGAUAUGCAUGGAUUUGAGAAGGAACACCCAGCCUAUAAUCAGCGCUACGAUACGCCCGAUCCGCGUUGCCGUGAGCAAGCACAAAGGCCACCGCACCGAUGGUCAGGGGGUUCUGUAUCUAGUUCAGCCGUUUCGAAUUCGGCUUCCCUCCAUCGGAGCAGCUCGAAUUCUUCGCAAGAAACGCAUACCGAAGUUCCUCCUCCGCCACCACCCAAGAACGAAGAUCCUCCUCCUCCGCCACCAAAGUCAACUCGUCGGGCCCUUACGAUAUCUGUGCCCGAUAACGCAAUCGAUCCGCAGGAUGACGGGAACCAUUCUAAUUCGGGAUCUUCUUACUCUCCGUACGCAGCCGCGAUAGAUAGGUAUAAUACUCCUUCACCGAUCAAGGAAUUGGCUCCCUUACGCACCCGUUCCUCUGCUUCGGCGGUCAAUUCGUCUAGGUACAACGCAGAGGCCAAGGCACCGCCAGUCAAUGUCGACCACCCCCGUUUCUCUGCUCCUUCAGUUACUCCAUCUAGGCACGAUACAGAGGUCAAGGCACCCUCGCCAGUUAAUGUCGACCACACCCGUUCCUCUGCUCCUUCGGUCACCCCGUCUGGGAACAAUACAGAGGCCAAGGCACCGGCGCCGGUUAAUGUCGACCCAUAUAUGCCUACCCAGAUGCCAUGGCCUGGAGACAGCACAGCCACAUCCAGGGCCGCAUCGCCGGUCAUGGAUCAUCCAGCACAGCAACCCCAUAACCCACCGAUCAGAGAAGAGGAAGAAGUGGAAGAAGUGAAACGAGAGAAUUUCAAUACUGAGGAGCCAGCAUAUGACAUACACAACCUUUUGAUUCCAAGAUCAAAAACAAAAGCAUACUACAGCAGACCCAGCAUCUACAGCGAAAGCAUCUACAGCGACACCAACGAGGAAAAGCCCCCCAUGCCCACCAACCCAUCCGCCUUUGCAGCAGCCACAUCCUCCCACUUCGCAUCCUUCAAAUCAACAAUCAUGGGCCUCCGCCAUUCCCCCUCUCUCGCCUCCACCGAAAGCGGCAGCUCCUUCUUCAUCGGCGUCCUCCCCGGCCGCCUCAGGCGCAGCAACAUCAUCCGCACCAGCAGUCUAUCCGGCAGUAUCCGGCCCAGCAAUAGCUCCAACAUGCUCGACGGCCGCCCCAACAAAGACAAUAACUACUGGGGCUUCUGCAAAGGCGCAUGGGCGGUCCGUGAAGAAGCCAACAAAGGUCUUCACCCCCGCACCGUUCCCUGCGGCUACUACACCACGCGCCAGAUCUUCGCCUGCAAAUACUGCGCCUUUGCCGGUGACGUGCAAAGAUCCCCUCAUCCCAUCAAGCGAGGCAAGAACAUCGAGUUGAUUGACCCCCGCGUCAGGACUAGUAAGAGUGGUAUUCGCUACCGCUGGAUCUUCCUUGCUAAAAGCCACAUCAAGAAGAAGGUUGUCGACCCCGUCAUGGACUGUUGGACCGAGGAUAACUUUGGCUGCGUGUUUUGCUGUGUUGAAGAGAACAUGUGGCGGAUAUGA